Molecule: messenger RNA, 3704 nt
Organism: Scatophagus argus
Lineage: Eukaryota; Metazoa; Chordata; Actinopteri; Scatophagidae
Gene: nrip2
Product: nuclear receptor interacting protein 2
Exons: 6
Coding region: 545-1375 (276 amino acids)
Biological process (GO): proteolysis
Molecular function (GO): aspartic-type endopeptidase activity
Source: RefSeq, a predicted model, not a curated record
AGAGAGACAGACAGACAGAGAGAGAGGGAGGGAGAUCCAAGGACGGACGGCACUGAGGGGAGGGGAAGACACAAACACAUCUCCCAGUCACACCUACUUCACAGACUCACACAGCCUCUGUGAGAGACAGAACAGAUCUUGACAUUGUGAGGAAGAUGCAUGUCCACAUCAGAGGAGCAUCCAGGACAGGACAAUAGCUGCCAAACCCUGCUGAGACAGACAGAUACAUGCCAAGGACUACAAACACACAGGGAGAAAGAGAGAGAGAGAGAGAGUCAGCACUGCAAGCCCAGAGGGAAAGACAACAGCAUUUUAGGGAGGGCAAAACGGGGUGGAAGAGGCAACGAUUGCAGGUUUAUUCUGUUGCCUGAAAAAGGAGCCAUCCUUAAAAGGGUUUCUCCUCCUCUCCACACACGGACAUCCACUCACUGUCUCGCUGUCUGCAGAGAGCUCCCACUGCUGCUGCUGCUGCUGCUGCUGAGAGGCUGUAGUCUCUGCGCUCCUGUGCACAACACCAGAAAAGACUGCUUAAUAGUCCGAGACCAUGAGCGAGGCGAAGAAAGGUGAGCUAGCCAUCCGGGAUAAAGCCAUCCUGCACCAGCAGAGGCGUCUGAAGCAGGCCACCCAGUUCACACAUAAGGACUCAGCUGACCUCCUGCCCCUGGAUGGGCUGAAGAGACUGGGCACAUCCAAAGACUUGCAACCUCACAGCAUCGUCCAGCGCCGCCUGCUGGAGGGGAACAUCACACGGCUGCGGGGGGAGGCCCGCGACCCCAGCGCCAGGGUUCGCUCCCCGCUGGCUGACACCAAGGACGGCCACGCUGAUGCAGAGGAGAGGAGCGAGAGCACAGCCGACGACUCCACAGAAGAGAGGGAGUCUCUGGAGGAAAGCGAAAGGAGCCUACGGUCGGACGAAGAGGAUGACAGCAGCGAAGCAGCAGCCAGACAGACGGCCGAGAAGACUGAGGACACGGAGAGCUCUACCUUCCUCGCAGCUCUGGUGGUUCAAUGCAAGUGCUGUGAGACAGAAGUCAAGGCAUCCAUCAACACUGGCAGCCAACAUAACCACAUUUCCACCUCCUGCUGCCAGAGGCUGGGACUGGUGCCCAGUCAGGAUAGUUCACCAUGUGGUGUGAGCAGCUCGGUGACAGGUCUGCAGCUACAGCUGGGCAGACAGAAGGUCCAGUGUUCAGCCUAUGUCAAAGAGGAUGAGGCGUUUGAGCUGUGUCUGGGUCUUCAGACUCUUUUGGAACUUAAAUGCUGCCUGGACCUGAGCAGGCAGGUCCUGAAGCUGCAGGGCUGUGGCGAGGAGCUGCCCUUCCUGAACCCUUCAACCGACAGCCAGUGCCAACACGACACCAAUGAGAACCUGUGAGCACGACUCGACGGCGGCGACCCCCUUCCUCAAAUCUUGACCGGUUGCUGCAAUGAGGCGUGAUGCCGCUUGUGUCUGGACUGUCCAAUCACAGUGUCUCACACUGCCAGAACAUGGAUGGGCAUUUGCAGCCGUCUUUCUUGAGUUUACAUCAUUGUGUUUGUAGAAUUAAGACAUUCGCCAUGAUUAUCUCUUAUAUUAAAUUAAAUAGUUAACAGAGCGGAUGAAAGCCAGUUAUGAGCCGAUCCAAUCUCUGUGAGUCUAAUUAUUCUUUAUGAUCAAACUGUAUAGUCAAACCAACUCCUCUGUUGAGCUACUCAAGUACACUGAAGCUCACUAAAAGGGAAAAACCAUUAUAAUCAUUUAAAGUGAACUUAAGUGGAAUAUUACUCUAAAUCAUCAAGUAAAUAAAAAAAAGUGUUCAUUGUAAACCUAAAUCAUUUCAGUUUAGAUGGUGUUAAAUAAAUCUGUUUAUAUUUUGGGAGAUACACUUGUUCAUUUCCUUAGUGAGUUAUUGAAGAUAUGUGUGUAUGGUAAAUAUGAAGCUAUAGCCAGCUGGCAGUUAGCUUAGCUUGUCUUAGCAUAAAAUAGGGAAACAAUCCAAUGGAAACAAAAUCCAAAUGCAAGCACCUCUAGAACUUUAAUUUCAACUAUUUCAGCUGUUUGCUCAUCUCAUCAUCAUUUAUUCAACGAUUUAUACAUUACAUCUGCUAGCUCGCCAGUUAGCUUUAAAACACUCUCAGGCACGCUUUGACUGACAUUCAGCUUUAGCCAACAGCUGACUCUACAUGCACAUAUUUUCUCCUAAACAUAACAUAAAAUUGUAUUUCUUUUACAACUGGUUGAACUACGCUACAAUCUUUCCACAUAACCUAAGCAGCCUACCCCCUGCGGCAGGCUACGAGAAUCAGUGGGGAAUUUCCCCACUGCGGGACUAAUAAAGGUUUAUAAAGGUUUUCUUAUCUUAUUAAAUAAACAAGACUUAACAUGUUACUUUGCCAGCUUUAGGUGCUGGUAGGUGGAUUACCUUUGGCCAGAGCCAUCUGUUAGCUGCAGGCAAACACAACAGUAGUACCAAUCUCUCAACUGAUCAAGAAUGUGAAUGAGUGUAUUUCCCAAAAUGUCAAACUAUUCCUUUAAGAAUCAACAUGACUCAUCUAAAAGUGUUGGUACUCAGGAUGCCCUUUCCAGUGUGCCCAAAGGAAUCUCUUGAGAAGCCUUUAAGUUUUUUGAAAUCUUGUGUAAUUUGGUUAGGAUCAGGCUACCUCUAAGAGACAACAACAGGUUCUAAUCUAGAGUUUUAAAAAAGAUCUGAGGUAAACAUGACAGUUUCUGAUCUAGGCUACUUAUAUUCAACUAUGUAAAGCCCCUUUGCCCUUUCUUUCCCCAUCAGAGGACAUACGUUCGGUUAAGUUUUCCAGGAGCACACAUCCAGUCUCUCACGACAGCCCAGACUGAAUUACAGUAGUUCCCCAUAAAUCCCUUCUAAUAAAAAUAGAUUCCACGCCAGCCAGCAAAACAUAUUUGAGUCAGACUACAGAAAUAUCAAAACAUUCCAUCUGCAUGACUUUGUACAGUUCUGCCUUUGUAUAAGUCUGCAUGUUUGUGUACUAGUCUGAUUGUGUUAUGUUGAAAGUCUAAAGGGGCUGUAUGCGUGUUUUACGUGUGCAUGCGUGUGAACUAGGAGUCGAAGUGGGGUUUUAUUUCAUGCCAUGUUUUGGCUUGUGUGUCACAUGGGAAUAAAGUGGAACAGGUUCUAUCUACCCCCCCCGCCCCCCCAACCGGUCCACCAAGCUCCGGUCAGAAAAAGCUGCCAAAAGCCGACCCCAGCUGCCUUCCCUCUCUGAAUUUUUCAGGAGAUUCUCAUCAGUCGCCUGAGACUGCACUCUGUGCCAAGGCCUCUCUUCUUAAGCUCAUUUUCCUCUUCAUUCUUCUUUGUGUGGUUACCACCUUUUUUGGUUCAUGUUGCUUACUUUGACGCCACAUUUGCCUGUCACCAGAGAACGAGAACCAGUCCCUGCUGCAGUGCCACCUCCUUCUCCUGCCUCUCAUUGUUUUCAUCGUGUGGAAGAUCAAGAACUGCCUCAGAUCAUGCUCUGCUUUAAUGACACCUGAGCCGUGCUGUGCUUUUGACUGUGCUACAGUAUUCAUCUGACCUCUCUAUGGAAGUCAUCCACACAUAGAUUGGCAAUGUUUCUUUGACUUUGAUGUACUAGUGACCUUCCUACACCGUAUGAGAGGACAUGAUGUAUGACAGAAAUUUAUUUUUGGUGUUUCUCUUCUUCUCAAACGGUAUUUUCUCUGCCUAAUAAAAUAUGUAUUCUGGCUA